CGGAUGACCAAUCGGAUCGGACACACUUCCGUACACAGCGGUGGUCGAUGGAAGCGCACCUUAAAUGUCAGUAUGCAUGUGUACGUGCGUCGGGCUGCCUACGCGCGACUCAGUCAGUCGUGCAUUUGUCUCGUGAAAACGACAGAAAGAUGAGCAAGUGGAUCUGAUCUGACGGGCAUCGAUAGGCUCAAAGAGGGAGGGAGGGAGACACGCAUCAGAAACCACCUCUGGAAUCACCUCACCUCAUGGAACAGACCAGGGGCAUCUCGUGACAUGUAUGUAUGUGUGUGUGCACGACUGACGCCAUUAUGAGCAGGUGUGUAUCCUAUCCUAUCUCCCUGUCUCCCAUCGAGUCGAGUCGAGUCGCACAUCUACACGGUCCACACAUCUAGACAGACAGACCACACAAAAAUACCGCUUGCCGAUGCUUGAUGUGACAGUCCAGACGAGAAACCUUCUGUUGUAGGUAGUGUCAGGCAGGGAAAAUCAGCUGCAGAAGCGGCUGGCUGCCUUCACCCCUCUCUCACGCAUGCAGACACAAACAGGAAAAAUUUGACUGACUGCACAGGACAGCCUGCUCGACAAAUCAACCACCGAGCUGUCCCAUGUCUACCAGAAAAAUAUGAAGGUCAGACAGAUGCGUCUUACGGAUCCAAAAGAUGACAUCCGUCAGUCAGUGCUGACUCUCUCCAGCCCAGCUGUUCCUGCAACCCGGCCACACAGAUAGAUGACACCAGGGUGGCGGUCGACUGGUGCGUGCGUGCGUGCGGCUGGCUGGCUACCCACUUGGUCGAUGUGUCCUAGUGGUUCUUCCCAAAGCGGGGCUUGUGUGGGUGGUCGGGAUGCGCCUUGCCUUUGCCGGGCCGCUUCUUGCGCCGCCCGCUCGGUACCUUGAUGUGAUAUGCAGCGAGCACACCGGGAGAUGGAUGGGCUGUCGUGUGGCGCUCCCCCAUCCAUGACAUUAGCUUACCUCCGUGAGCACCCAUUUGUAGCUAUCGCCAUCACAGGCAGAGCCCUGGACGACAGGUGCCAGGUUCGUCUGGUUGGCGUUCUCCACAGCAGAGGCAUUGACCUAGGCGGGGUGGGAGGAGGCAGACAGACAGAACCAGACAGACAAAGGCUCGGAUGUACAUAUUUCUCCGCCGUGCAGUUGGCCACCCACCGCUCUGAAAGGCCCUGAUGAUGUAUUCCCGAGGGGUGGCUCCCAGAGGGGUGGCCCGUUCGAACUGCCACUCGAAGUUGACACCUUCUUCGCACGCCUUGUCCUGCACGACGCUCGCGCCGUCGAUAAUGGAGCCCUCGAUGACGGACAGACAGCAGGUCGGUGUUGUCUGGACUGCGGUCACGUCGCAGGGCUUGGACAGCUGAUAGAAGCCGCUGUCCAGCUCCUCCACCAGCCACGUCUGAUCCAGUCCUGAGCAGCCAGGAUUCUGGCGAGCCGGCGCCUUGUCCACUCCUCUGCACGGAGUCAUGCAGCGAUCCAAACAAGGACACAGACUCACUCAUCCACGCACACGUGCACUCGCUUCUUGCGUACGCAGCAACUUGCAGGCACUGGCCGCUGUGAACCGCCUCGAGCGUGUAGCUGCCGUCAUCGAUGUCCGCCACAUUGCUGCCGUUGCAGUCGGCGAAGUCACAUGUGUCCUGACAGGUCGUGUUGAGCCCACAGCCGAGGCAGCACUCCUGAUAAAGUACCAAACAGCAAUCACGCACACACAGACUUCAUCUGAGACAGACAACAGGCGUGGGAGAAGCCCACCAAAACUCACCCCGGCGGCCGUGGCCAAGACGGCAAGAAGGGACACCACAACCAACAGCACCUUCAUCAUGACGUUUUCAAUAAGGGCAGAGGCAACAAACAGCGAG
Molecule: messenger RNA, 1866 nt
Organism: Vitrella brassicaformis
Lineage: Eukaryota; Vitrellaceae
Source: the annotation of a GenBank genome assembly